AUGGCAGAAAAUGAUCUUGAUGCAAGCUUCAUACCGGCAUUGCAUAAGCCCCCGGCGCUGCUGCCUAUCGCCAAACAUAGAGAGAGCCUGCUAUACACAAUAGAGACAUAUCCGGUGACGAUAGUCAUUGGCCAAACCGGAUCCGGAAAGACGACACAGAUACCCCAGUUUCUGGAAAAGGCUGGAUGGUGCAAUGACGGCAAGAUAAUUGGCGUGACGCAGCCAAGACGCGUCGCAGCCACGACAGUUGCCUUACGCGUCGCUGAUGAGGUCGGGUGCGAGGUUGGAAAAGAGGUGGGAUACUCGAUACGUUUCGAGGAUGUCACCUCCGCGUCGACGCGUAUCAAGUUUCUCACCGACGGCCUACUUAUCCGCGAGGCGCUGGUUGACCCGCUCUUGAGCAGAUAUUCGGUGAUUAUGGUCGACGAAGCCCAUGAGCGGUCCAUCAGCACAGAUAUCUUACUUGGACUGCUAAAAAAGAUUCGCAGGAAGCGCCCCGAGCUGCGCAUCAUCAUCAGCAGCGCGACGCUAGAGGCGGAGACGUUUCUGAGAUUUUUCACCUUGAGCAGCGAGGAAGCGCCAAAAACUGACAACGAAAAUGGGACAAGCAAAGUAGGAACGGUGGUCAGCCUGGAAGGUCGGACGUUUCCGAUUGAUUUGAUGCAUCUAGAAGCACCUGCGGAAAAUUAUGUCGAAAAGGCCAUCUCCACAGUCGUGGACAUACACACCCAGGAAGGCGAGGGCGAUAUCUUGGUGUUUAUGACUGGACGAGAGGAAAUCGACUUUGCAGUACAGGCUAUUUCAGAACGCGCCACGGACCUCGAAGCCAAGUACGGAGCGUUGCAGCCGAUGCCUCUCUAUGCUGGUCUGACUACGGAAGAGCAAAUGUACGUCUUUGAUAAACCACGCGAAGGAACAAGAAAAGUGGUAUUUUCCACGAACAUUGCCGAAGCAUCAGUGACCAUCGACGGGGUUGUGUUUGUCGUCGACACGGGCUAUGUCAAGUUACGCGCCUACAAUCCCAAGACGGGUAUCGAGUCCUUAACGGCAACACCCAUAUCCAAGGCGUCUGCCGCACAGCGCGCAGGACGUGCCGGUCGAACGAAGCCCGGCAAAUGUUUUCGUCUCUACACGGAGCAAGCCUUCAACGGGCUGGCACAAAGCAACCCGCCCGAGAUUCAGCGAUCGAAUCUUGCCCCAACCAUACUCCAGCUCAAGGCUCUCGGCAUCGACAACAUCGUGCGCUUCGACUUUUUAUCGCCGCCACCCUCGCAGCUCGUCGGCAAAGCACUGGAGCUUUUGUACUCACUCGGCGCGCUGGACGAGUACGCCAAGCUGACGCGGCCGCUGGGCAUGCGUAUGGCGGAGUUGGCCGUGGAGCCGAUGAUGGCCAAGACGCUUCUGUCCGCGCCGUCGUUUGGCUGCCUCAGCGAGAUGCUCUCGAUUGCGGCCAUGACGAGUCUGGGUAGCAACGUGUGGUUCCAUCAUGAGGGCGAGCGCAAAGCCAUGGAGAGCGCGCGGCGCAAGUUUGCCGCCGAGGAGGGCGACCACCUCACGCUGCUCAACGCGUACCAGGCCUUUGUCGCGCGUGGCAAGAAAGAAGCCAAGUUUUGCCACGGUAACCACCUCAACUUUCGGGCCAUGACGCGCGCCGUGAGCAUCCGCGCGCAGCUGAAGCGGUACCUGGAGCGGUUCGGCAUCGUUGUGGACGAGACCCUGUCGCAGCCACAACAGCAAGACAGGGCCAGCAAGGCCGAGGCGAUCCUGCGGUGCCUGACGGCGGGCUACUUUGCGCACGCAGCACGGAUGCAGGCGGACGGCACGUUUCGAAACGUCGAGGGCGGCACGGUGCUGCACGCGCACCCGAGCUCGCUGCUGUUUGGGCGCAAGGCAGACUGGGUCGUCUUCCAUGAGGUCAUGGAGACGAAUGACAAGACCUACAUACGGGAGGUGAGCAAGACGGAAAAGGGUUGGCUGCUGGAGUAUGCGCCAGAAUUCUACCAGGUGACAAUCUACGCGUCCAAUGAAUUACAUGACAGCGCCUCGAUGGCUGACACCACCAUAGCUGGCUUGCGUCUCUUCCCAGAAGUUCUCUCCCGCUGCAAGUAUUCUUUGUCAGGGCUUCUUCCAAACUGGGCCAUACGGCCGGCAAGAAGAAUAUGGCCUUCAUAG
Cordyceps militaris CM01 is the source of this 2172-nucleotide messenger RNA. RefSeq names its product ATP dependent RNA helicase. Gene Ontology annotation, cellular component: intracellular anatomical structure; catalytic step 2 spliceosome. The coding region runs from base 1 to 2172 and encodes 723 amino acids. The transcript has 3 exons. Gene Ontology annotation, molecular function: RNA binding. The record is from RefSeq and is a predicted model, not a curated record. NCBI's taxonomy places the organism in Eukaryota, Fungi, Ascomycota, Sordariomycetes, Hypocreales, Cordycipitaceae.